AUGGAUGCUGCCAAGAGAGGAGAUACACAACCAGUGAUGUGGACCACCAGAUGGCUGCUGCUGCUACCGCUACUGCUGUGUGAAGGAACACAAGCCCUGGAGUGUUACAGCUGCGUACAGAAGGCGGAUGACGGAUGCUCUCCGCACAGGAUGAAGACAGUCAAAUGCGGUCCUGGAGUGGACGUCUGUACCGAGGCCGUGGGGGCGGUGGAGACCAUCCACGGGCAAUUCUCUGUGGCGGUGCGGGGCUGCGGUUCCGGAAUCCCCGGCAAGAACGACCGCGGACUGGACCUGCACGGGCUCCUGGCCUUCUUUCAGCUACAGCAGUGCGGCGAGGACCGAUGCAACGCCAAACUCAACCUCACUUUACGAGGCCUCAACCCUGCAGGCAAUGAGAGUGCAUAUAAGCCUAACGGCGCAGAGUGCUACAGCUGUGUGGGGCUGAGCCGCGAGAAAUGCCAGGGCACCAUGCCGCCGGUCGUGGACUGCUACAACGCCAGUGGCCGUGUCUACAAGGGCUGCUUCGAUGGUAACGUCACUUUGACGGCAGCCAAUGUGACCGUGUCCUUACCUGUCCGAGGCUGCGUCCAGGACGAGACCUGCACCCGGGAUGGGGUGACGGGUCCAGGAUUCACACUCAGCGGCUCCUGCUGUCAGGGCUCCCGCUGUAACUCUGACCUUCGCAACAAGACCUAUUUCUCCCCUCGAAUCCCACCCCUAGUCCUGCUGCCCCCUCCAACCACCCCAGCCCCAUCCACUCGGGCCCAGAACUCCUCCGGCAUGACCUCUCCACCAGCCCCAACCGCGACCACCUCUACCAUCAAGCCCACCACCGCCCAAGCCAGCCACACUUCUCCUCCACAGGAAGCCGAACUCGAAGUCAUACAGGAGGAGGGGUCUCGGAUGACUGGAGGUGCUGUGGAGCACCAAGACCGUAGCAAUAUGGGGACCUAUCCGGGAAAAGGUGGGGCCCAAAUCCCAGCUAACGGAGGCUCUGGCGCUCUGGGGUCCUGGUUGUCAGCAGUUCUGUUGACUGUGGUUGCUGGCGCGUUGCUGUGAACGUCUCAUCUAGAAACGUCCAUCUCACCUUGUUUCCCUGGCCCCGUGGUACCACCUCUUUCCAUUUCCCACUUGACUGGACUGGCUCCGCCCCCAUCCUGCAGCUGUCCCAGUUCCAACCAGUUUGCAGCUUCCGGAAACAGUCUAUACUGUUGUAAAUACUCCGCUGGGGUGGCCCUGGUUUUUUAAUGCGGCCAUAGCAUUCCCCCUGAUGGUGACCAGGACAGAGGGAAGAGAAAUCUAUUGGCUGAGAGAGGCCCGGAGAGUCCACAGCAGGCUCCUCUUCCUGUUUUCCUGACCAGACUGAAAGAUGACCUCUGCGCGCUGUGCUAGCCCAGCGGCAGUCUGUGCGGAAAUCUGGUCGCCUGGAGACUCCGAACAACUCCAGGACAUGGUCUCGCCUCUGGCCCCUCUAUGAGUUCUGUCUGGCACAGGAAGGCGUCAAUAAAGAUUUAGUUACUUUGUAUAGUGA
Messenger RNA from Apodemus sylvaticus (European woodmouse), 1531 nucleotides. It is a transcript of the gene Lypd3, whose product is annotated as LY6/PLAUR domain containing 3. The transcript is spliced from 5 exons. Lineage: Eukaryota; Metazoa; Chordata; Mammalia; Rodentia; Muridae. Gene Ontology annotation, cellular component: plasma membrane. Bases 1 to 1059 code for a protein of 352 amino acids. The record is from RefSeq and is a predicted model, not a curated record.